CCUGUAUUCAAGAGUCAUUUGACGUCUUAAAUGGGCAUCCGUUCAAGGUCUUCCACCUCCCAUGUGGAUGCCACGCCACCUCCUCGCCCGCAGUGCAGGGUGGCUUGAGAUUCGACGCUUGAUACAUCUCUGCGGCACAGGCAAAGGGCACGGGGUUAAAAUUAUACCCCAGUAUUAUACUGAUUCCGACCCAAUACGCGCCCAAACACAGAUCAAUGCGAAUACCGCUGGAUCCUGUCAAGAAUCGCCUUGUUUCGUUAUGACUGCUCGUAAUUUCCAAGCGAAAUGAUUUCGAAACAUUCCACGGUCGAAACUUCCUGACGCGUGCCCGAGAAAUAAAGUAAUACGAACAAUGAAAUACCGGUCCUGGCGGUGGCGCAUUGCCUUUUGCUUCCCAAGCUCUUCCACCUCUCGCCUACAGUCCAGCGAUGAGCUCCUCAGUAGAGGUUCCUACUCUACACACCACGAUGGGCGCAUUGAUGAUUGGUACCAUCUUGGCUGCAGUGCUAUGGGGCGUAUCUUGCAUGCAGACAUACGAGUACUUCAGUAUGUAUAGGAAGACGGAUGACCCGAGGCUGAAAGUCAUGGUUGUGGUGGUCUUUCUUCUUGACACCGUGCAGCAAGUAUUUGUUACACAUACUCUAUAUGAGUACCUAGUCGUUCAUUACUAUGACCCCGCCAACCUCGGAGUUGUUGAGUGGAGUCUGUUGGCUCAGGUUGCCCCAUCAGGCCUCAUUGCGCUACUAGUCCAAUCGUUUUUCACAUAUCGAGUAUUUAUCUUGAGCCGCAAGAAUAUACCAAUAACGUUAUUCCUUGGGUCACUUGUUUUCGCAGAAUUUGGAGUUACUAUCGCAUACUUCGUUCGAGGGUGGUCUGUCAAACUCGUGGCAGAAAUUCCGUCUAAACUUACCAACCUGUCACGAUCAAUGAAUGCUGUCGGCGCUGCGGGCGAUAUAUGUAUCACCAUAUCACUCAUUUCUUUACUUCAGCGGUCCAAGUCCGGAUUCAGAAGAACCGACGCGAUGAUGAACCAGCUUAUUCUUUUUUCUCUCAAUAGUGGCUUACUUACUAGCAUUUGUGCAAUAACGUCGCUGAUAUUGGUCUUGGUGUGCCCGGACACAUUCCUAUAUAUAACUUUCUAUAUUCUUUUGGGCCGUUUGUAUACGAACUCACUUCUGGCAACCCUCAAUGCGCGAUUCAAGAUACGAGGGCAGCAGGAAGGUGAAUCCUUCAUGGCAGCUGUGAGUAUGGAUGCGACGUCUGUAGAACGGCGGACUCUUCCUGGCCUCACUUCCAGUGCGAAUAGUUCGAAACCACAACAUAUUGUUAUCAAGCGGGAAACCGAGAUUGAAGUUUUGGCAGAUUAUGAACUUGGUGUUAAAUCAUCGCCAUCAUGAUGAGGCUGCUAGCACUGCGAGUUUCGAUGCCAAGUGACCCAUAUCUCAUGGACAUAAAGUAUCCCACCGUGACCGAGCCUCUCUAACACCGUGGCGGAUAAACCACAUGUAUUUUCUCCAACC
Guyanagaster necrorhizus is the source of this 1520-nucleotide messenger RNA. RefSeq lists its product as uncharacterized. Bases 429 to 1397 code for a protein of 322 amino acids. The record is from RefSeq and is a predicted model, not a curated record. NCBI's taxonomy places the organism in Eukaryota, Fungi, Basidiomycota, Agaricomycetes, Agaricales, Physalacriaceae. The transcript is spliced from 24 exons.